UUGGCUUUUAGUUGGCCGAAUCUUCAAUUUGUUGUCUAUUCUGGAGAUUAUGAUGCCACAAAGGAGCAGAUUCUCUUGAAAGCAAAACAACGAUUUGGAAUCACUGUGGACCCGAAGAAUGUCCAUUUUGUUUUCUUACGACUUCGUCGAUUAGUGGAAGCAGACUUAUAUCCUCGUUUCACACUUUUACUGCAAACGCUGGCUGGAUUUGUUUUGGGUCUCGAAGCUUUACUCAAGCUUAAUCCUGAAGUCUUCAUUGAUAGCAUGGGAUAUGCGCUGACCCUACCCUUAUUUAGGUCAGUGGUUUUUCUCCUUGUCAUUCGUUGGACGUGUUUAUGA
Molecule: messenger RNA, 339 nt
Organism: Cooperia oncophora
Lineage: Eukaryota; Metazoa; Nematoda; Chromadorea; Rhabditida; Trichostrongylidae
Source: the annotation of a GenBank genome assembly